AUGGGACCCUGCUUCCCGCAUGCUACUGGAGAUCAUCCGUGCCCCCACUCCUGGUGGGGACAGGCCGAGGGGCCCUGGCUGGGUUGGGGGGCGAGGCAGUGUUUUCUACAGAGGUUGUGGAGGGAGAGGGCACCUACCCAGGAGGGGGGCCGCGUGGGGUCCCAAGGCUGCAGGGCCAAGGGCCCCUCCCGUCCUACACCGGGCUGGGCGGGUGGCAGCCUCUGUGUUUUGGAUCUAACUGGUGACAGGGCUGGGACACAAAGCCCCACCCUGGCCCUCCUCUGCCUCCAGACGCAGGGCUGGGUGCUUGGGAACUGCCAGUGCCGGGCAAGCAGGGGAGCAGUCCGGAGGGAGGGCGGCACCCUCUCCUGCCUUGCUGGCACCGUGUUGCCUAGUGACAGACACAAGUGUUUGUUUGCAAAUUCGCGACACUCUGUCAGGAAGAGCCCGCUGGGUCAGGAAAGCAGGAGCAGAUGCAGGGCUCUUAGGGCCAGAGUUCGCUGUCAGCACCUCCCUGUCACUGCCGUCACCUGGGAGUCACAGUCCUGCAUAGUGGAGGUUUCGAGGACUCCCCGGAAGCUCCCAGAGCAGGGCAAGGGCCUGCAGGACGCUGGUGCAAGGAGGGGUCCCCUGGAGGACGGUCUUCGAGCUGGAGAAGUGCCCACUCUGGCGAGCACAGCUGCAUCUCGGGACCGGGUCCCACCGCUGCCCCUGCAGAGGCAUGUGUCCACCCCAGACUCCCCCACAUCCCACCCCUCCAGCAUGACGCCGUGGCCAGACCCAGCUACAGUGACAGAGACGGAACAGGCCACCAGGUCAAGGCUUUAUUUCAUGCUGGGACCAAAGAGGCCCGAGGAUGCCGCCGCCCCCGCUGCCUCCUGCUCUCUGAUCCCACAGAGCAAAGGCCUAGAAAUCUGAUCGGUCUGAGUCUA
Molecule: messenger RNA, 932 nt
Organism: Chinchilla lanigera (long-tailed chinchilla)
Lineage: Eukaryota; Metazoa; Chordata; Mammalia; Rodentia; Chinchillidae
Exons: 3
Coding region: 1-918 (305 amino acids)
Source: RefSeq, a predicted model, not a curated record